CGUGCGAUAGGGGAGGGAGCAGCUCGUUGACUGACUCAUUCCGUAGCUCCUGUCCCCGGAGAAGAAGUCCAAACACAAACAGGCUUCCGAGCUUGCCGAGUCAGCUCAGCGGCGCACAGCGCACAAGCCCAGGCAAGAGCUGCCUUCUCGGCUCCUGCAGAUAGCAUGAAGGGCCCCCGCCUCCUCCAGACACUCGGGAGACUCUGGCUCUCCCUGUCUGUGGUCUUGGCUGCUUCGGGUGAGGAGUGUGAUCCCAGCCUGUGUCUGAAUGGAGGUACCUGCCUGAAUGGAAGUGAGAGCUCCACUUUCUACUGCCUCUGUCCUGAUGGAUUCACUGGACAGAACUGUCAGGAGACUGAGCAAGGUCCCUGCACCCCCAAUCCUUGCCAGAACAAUGGCCUGUGCCGAGUGGUGACCGAGUCCCGACGAGGAGAUGUCUUUGCCCAGUAUGUCUGUGACUGUCCUGAAGGAUAUGAGGGCCCUCAUUGCCAAAGAGCAUCAGAGAAAAUGAAUGAGUGCAGCACACAGCCAUGCAAGAACGGUGGCACCUGCUUUGACCAGGAAGAAGGCUACAUCUGCAAGUGUCCUUCCCCGUUCAUGGGAAAGUCUUGCCAGUCCCGCUGCAACAUGCCCCUGGGCAUGGAGGGAGGUGCCAUUGCUGAUUUCCAGAUUUCAGCCUCAUCUGUACAUUACAGCUUUCUGGGGAUGCAGCGUUGGGGGCCAGAGCUGGCCCGGCUUAAUGCUAAAGGGAUUGUCAAUGCCUGGACUGCCAGCAACUAUGACAAGAACCCCUGGAUUCAGGUGAACCUUUUGCGGAAGAUGAGAAUUACGGGCGUUAUGACACAGGGCGCCAGUCGCACAGGCAGUGCUGAAUAUCUGCGCACCUUCAAAGUGGCGUAUAGCAAUGAUGGACAAAUUUUUGAAUUCAUCCAGGAUCCAAAUCUACACAGGGACCAGGUCUUUGUGGGGAACGUAGACAACAACGGCCAGAAAACCAACGUUUUUGAUCCCCCUCUGGUGGCCCAGUAUGUGCGGAUUGAGCCUGUAGUCUGUCGUAGGGCCUGUACUCUCCGGUUUGAGCUUUUUGGUUGUGAAGUGGAAGGUUGUUCCGAGCCUCUGGGGAUGAAGUCUGAGGUCAUCCCUGACAGCAAGAUCACCGCCUCUAGCACCUUCAAGACUUUUGGCCUGGAUGCUUUUAGCUGGCACCCCUAUUACGCUCGAUUGGACAAACAAGGCAAAUUCAAUGCCUGGACGGCUCAGAGCAAGGAGGACACUGAGUGGCUGCAGAUUGACUUGGGCACCCCGAAGAAGGUCACAGGCGUCAUCACUCAAGGAGCCCGGGACUUUGGUAAUAUCCAGUAUGUGUCAGCGUACAAAGUGGCCUACAGUAACGACGGGAAAUCCUGGACCGUGUACAGGGACAGCCGGACAAACAGCAACAAGGUCUUUUUAGGAAAUUCUGACAACUACUCCCACCAGAAGAACAUGUUUAAGACCCCUUUCUACUCGCGCUUUGUCCGGAUCCUGCCCGUGGCCUGGCACGGGCGCAUCACGCUGAGGGUGGAGCUGCUGGGCUGUGAGGAGUAGCGCCCCCACCGUGGGGGCGGGGGGCCGCAGCGGGUGUGAGGUCCAAGGGCCGGCCUUCUUCCUGCCUCCAGCCUCGCCUCCGCCCACGUGUCCCUGCCUCCGCACAGGCCCCGGAUGAGCGCGGAGGCUCACCGCCUGAUUGUAGUGGGAGUGGGGUGGGGGGUGGGAGGGAGGGGCUUCGGGGCCCCUUGUUUUUACUGUAGGGGCCAGGCUUGGCCUAGGGUGACCCUCACCCUCACGCUCACGCUGCUGUGGCCUCCACAGCUGUUGCACACUGGGGAUUUGAGUCUGUAACUCCUACAUUGGGAAUUAUUCCAGAUUUCCUUAGUUUCAAUCAUUUUCAGAAAUCUUAAAGAGUUCUGCAUAGAGGGGUAUGAUUGGUCUGUAAAAAGUUUUUGUUUAUGUGUGUGGGAAUGGAUAAUAUGUACAAGUACAUGUAUAAGUAGUACGGUUUGUGUGUAAUAAAUUGCCGUGGAGAAUGGGGAGCGUGUGAGAGUGAGUGUGUGUGUGUGUGUGUGUGUGUGUGUGUGCCCGCUUCGUUUCCCCCACCUACCUUUCUCUUUACCCUCCAAGGCUUGUUUUUAGAGCCAGAAAUGUAGGGAGAGCUGAUGGUAGAAAGGCCCCCUUUUCCCUUCGAGUUCCCACUGUCCUCCCCCCAUCCUUCCCCCAGCUCCCUCGGGGAAAAUGAUCCGCAGCGACUUUCUGUACUGAUAACCCCUAGCAGGGGUCCGACCUCUCCCUAUCCGUCACUUGUGCGUUCUGAGUGACAGGAGGGGGGGUCUUCCACAGGCUGACGAGUGCCUCCACCCCCUUAUCUCCUACAGACUCUCCGGUUCCCUUUCAGGCCUCUGCUUUGAUUCCCAGAAGAAGGGGAUAUUAAAAAAAAUCUCCAGAAGGAGCUGGGGUUGAGAGUGGGGACAUUGCUGUAGGGCUCAGGAAGAGUCCGAGAAAUAUCGCUUGGGGCCAAAGGAUUAGUCUGGUAGCCUAAAAAAGCUGAUCAGGAAGGGUCAGAUGGAUGCAGGGACUGAUGCCUUCCCCUUCCCCCCAUGACUGUAACACAGGGGGGGUAAUCUCUAAAAUAUAUUUAUACUUACCAACUCCUCUA
Antechinus flavipes (yellow-footed antechinus) is the source of this 2692-nucleotide messenger RNA. It is a transcript of the gene MFGE8, whose product is annotated as milk fat globule EGF and factor V/VIII domain containing. The record is from RefSeq and is a predicted model, not a curated record. The transcript has 10 exons. Gene Ontology annotation, molecular function: calcium ion binding. Bases 166 to 1587 code for a protein of 473 amino acids. NCBI's taxonomy places the organism in Eukaryota, Metazoa, Chordata, Mammalia, Dasyuromorphia, Dasyuridae.